CACAACCACCAGCAGCUUCAGCUGACCACACCCGAACAGAGACCAUGCGAAGGAGCGGGGGCCGCGAGAGAAAAACGGUGAGAGCGGCCUUUUUGGUCGUCCUGCUCUUGAGAACAGCGGGAGCGCUGGUUGUGGGGAAGCUGGGAUCAGUGCUACUAGCACGAGCAGCCAACGCACGAGGCCGCAACUCGGUCCGUUCAAGCAGGCCAACAGCAGCACCGACAGCAGCAGCAAGAGCGCGACCUCCGCCACGAUGGGGUUUCUCACGACGGCCAGCGGGGCCAGCCUCCCUCGCGCAAGACUUGUGGCGAGGCAGCUCCUUGUUGAGCUCGACCGUGGCGUCGUGGCCCUCUGUUGAAGGCACAGCCGACGGCAGCAGAAACGGGGGACCAAGCGGCGACAAGGACAAGGCAGGGGGCGCAAAAGGCGGCGGCCGUGGUUGGACUUUGAAGGAGCAGGAAGGGCCCGCCUGGACGGAGAUAGUCUGGGAUGAGAGCAAGGAGCGUUUCGUGGAGGCGGACUCGUUGCGGGACAGGAGCAACUCGCAGAGGGUAAGGGGGGCCGUGGGCGGGCUGCAGCUGCUGUUGCGGCACUGGUUCAUCCCCGAAGACGUGACGCCGGACUACUACCACUUCACCUUCUGGAGGAUGUUCCAGAGGUUCGUCGCUGGGACGAUCAACGUUUUCGGCACGCAGGCGCUGUUGCUCGCGCUGGGCAUCAAGGCCAAGAGGUUGGGCGCGGCAGCUGCGAUGAGCUGGGUGCUCAAGGAUGCUCUUGGCAAGUUUGGGCGCAUUCUGUGGGCAUCAAAAAUGGGGCGGCGGUUUGACUCGGACGCAAAACGAUGGCGCUUUCGCAGCAGCCUCCUCUACGCGGCGGGGAACGGCCUCGAGAUCGUCACGUACGUGUUUCCGGCGAGCUUUCUCGUCUUGGCCGCGAUGGCGAACUCGUUCAAGCAGAUGAGCAUGCUCACCUCGAGCGCCACGCGCAACACCAUCUACCGCAGCUUUGCCCGCGGGGAGAACAUCGGGGACAUCACCGCCAAGGGGGAGGCGCAGAUCGCCGUCGUCGACGUACUCGGCAUGCUCUCGGGGAUCGGGCUGUGCACGCUGGUGGGCACGUCGAGGCAGACCAUCGUGGCCGCCUACGUGAUCCUGAGCCUGGUCGACAUCUCCGCGAUUUACAACGAGAUCCGCGCGGUCUGCUUCAGCGUGCUCAACCACGAGCGGACCCACCUCCUGGUCCGGGACUUCGUCGCCUCGGGGAGCGACCCGUCCGCCAUGGCGCAGACGCCCGUCGUACCUCGCUCUCCCUACUCUUCCUCGGCCCUGGAGCCCCUCGAGAGCCUCCUCCAGACCAUCGCCGUUGGAGACACCGCGGCGGCGGCGGCGGCGGGUUCGGGGGGGAGCAGCGGUGCUCCUGGUGGUAGUGGUGGUGGUGGUGGUCCCGCUGGGGACUUGGAAACGGAACCGCUGCUGCAGCGACGGUCCGGGCUGGAGAAGGGGCAAGUAGAAGAAGUAGCAACGGGGACGGGGGCUGCUGCUGCUGUGGAUACGGGCAACAACACGGCGGCCGCGGCCGCCGCGGCGGCACCGCUGACCAUCGAGGAGAAAGAGGAGGCGGGGAAGGGCCUGCUUUCGUCCCCGUCCACCGUCUCGAGGCGGGAGAACAUUUUCUUGUCUUCGAGGUUGACCACAAAUGCUUUCAAGACGUGGUCGCAGGCGAGCGUGAGCAUGGAUGGCGUUACCGAUCUCCUCCGAAUCUUCGGGAACGAGCGUUACAUGCUGGCGUACACGGAGAAGAAGAAGAGGAGGAGGCAAGCGAAAAGGAUCAUCAGAGCCAGAACAGGAGAUGGUGACGGCGGCGACAGGGCGGCGCCGAGAGGAAUAGUGAGCGUGAUUCUCCACAAGGACGCGACGGGGGCCGACACGGUAAAGUCUCUCCUCGCGCUCGAGUACCUCCAGGACGAGCUGAAGCAGGCGGGCUUCGAGGUCGUGGGGGCACCGCCGGCCGCAAGAAGCGGUGGCAGAGCGGCACCGCCCGCCGCCAAGACGAGACCCGUCAACGGUGACGGCUCGCCAGCGGUCGCGGAGCAGGCGGCGGCGGCGGUCACAAGGGGAGUUCCGCCGCCGCCGCCAGGCGGUGCUGAGCAGGGGGAGGCGGCGUCGGGGGCACCAAUCCCGAGAAGUAGUGGAGGGACGGCUCCUGUGUUGAGCGCAGCAGGGGCGGGGGGGGCGGAAUCUGAGCAACCCAAGCCGUCCUCCGCGGAAAUGUGCCGCUGCCUGGAGGCCGCGCGACGAAGAGCGGAGGAGGGCGCGCCCGGGUUUUUCGCGGCGCUGGAGACGUUGGGGUGGAGCACGGAGAAGUUCAUGUUCGGAAACAUCAAGUCGAGGGUGGAGUGGAGAUCCUGAGAGAGCCCGUUUGGUUGGUCUCGAGUUGGUGUGUGCGGGUCUGUUGUAGAGCUAUGUUUUAUUCAUCGAAGGUCGAAUAUGUUGAGUUUUCAUUUCGGGUUGUUGUGCGGGGUUGGUUUUCCAACUCCUUCAUCCCCAUUUCCUGGACCCCUCUCCCCCUUAAGGCGCGAGUGUUUUGAGUGCUACCAUACAUGAGGUUCUAGAAGCGGGCGAGGACGCGGAUCCAGGGUUGUUGUAAAUGGCGAGGCGUGGUUUAGGAGUUGAUAGGCAGGAGGUAGCCUGAGGACCGACUGUUGUGUGGUGCGUGUGAGAGCGCGUGAACAAGCUUAGAUGGCGUUGCAGUUGGCGGAUUUUGUCCGCCAGGGAACAAUGCGCCCGUUUCGGAUCGUUGCUGCAGGCAUAGGUACAGGUUUGUGUGUUUUUCAUGUUUUGGUGAUGUGCUAGGAAGUUUCGUGUGUCUUCAUGUUUCGCGACUUUUUCCUGCAGUUCAAACGACUCUUAAGAAAAUUUGGUGAUAGUUAGGUGGAAGACGUUGCAGCGCUUGUUGGGGAGUGCCAACCACCUAGCCUUUAGUCACGAAACAGCGGCUGAGUGGUUCAAGUGGCAACCUUCUGAAGAACGGGACGACGUGGGUUAGAAGCUCGGCGCAGUCAUACGAAGUGGGAUUAUUGUCUCACGGUAUUUCCCAAGUAAUGCGGUAAAGCGAAAAUUGCGCGUGGUAUGCAACAAAGUCGACUUCAGGGUAGAGCGAAAGG
This is a messenger RNA of Ectocarpus sp. CCAP 1310/34, 3163 nucleotides long. NCBI's taxonomy places the organism in Eukaryota, Phaeophyceae, Ectocarpales, Ectocarpaceae. The record is from the annotation of a GenBank genome assembly.